CCCUUCAUCAUCCCCUCCCAAUGCUCCUCCACGUCUUUUACGCAACCGCCGCCCUCCUCUUGGCAUCCGUCUCCCUCUGCAGCCCAGCUGCGUGUGGUCCCCCUCCCACCCAUGUCCGAAUCGGAGCCGUCAAGGUCGCCGGCGGCAAACCCGUUCGAGGCGUCCACUUCUCAGUAGGGGAGCCCGGCCAACCUCUCGCGCUUGCACCGACCUGGGCAGCCGACGGGACGCUCGUCCACAGCACCAGCAGCGGCUGCGGCGAGGGGUGGUCCGCCGAGGCAUGUGCGACUCUCCACGGCGGGGCGUACAACGCCUCCGCAUCGGGAAGCCGAGCGGGCGAUCCUUCCGCCACCGUCGACAGGCUUGCUCUCGGAACCGGCGCCGUCAUCCCUGCGGCUCCGCUGAGCAUCGCAGGAGAUGGUCAUGCGGCCCCGUCUGCGAUGCUGGGCCUCGGGCCAAACUCCACCGUCCUAGACGCCCUCGUGUCUGCGGGAAAGAUCGCCUCGAGAACAGUGGAGUUCUGGGCCGGACGCGGCAUGGGCAGCAAGACGGCCGUCGACGGAGGGUUGACCUUUGGGGGUUACGACAGGACGCGGGUGGUGGGUAAAGGCUUUUCAGAAAGGUUCACACCUGGGGUCAGGAACUGCUCGUCGGGAUUGAUCGUCACCAUUGCUGAUAUUGCAGUCGGCUCGGCUGAUGGGACGAACAAAAGCCUCUUCUCAAAGGACGACAGCAAGGCCUCUAGUCUUGUGGCGUGUCUUGAUCCGUCGAGGAAGACCCUGCUAAGCUUGCCUAGGAAGCCUUACAUUGAUGCUUGGCUUGACGCUUCAAAGAUUGAUCAUUCUUGGGUCGGGAGGGGUGACGGCUGGUGGUACGGCAAUCUUGUCGUCCCAUCCAGCAUUAAUAUAUCCCUCGGUGAUGUCACAGUCACACUCGGCUCCGGCCUCACGGUUCGCAUCCCAAACGAGCUGCUAGUGCAGCCGCACACCUUCAUCGACCCGGCCACCGGCGACACCCAAACAGACCACUCGCGGUCCGACGUGCUGAUGUAUCCCAACGAGGGGCCAGAGGCGGACGACACCAUCACGCUAGGCCAGCAGUUCUUUGCCGCCGCGUACCUGAUGGUCAACCAGGAUGCGCGCCGGUUCACUCUAUGGGAGGCCAGCAGCAAGGAAGCAAACGCGGGCAGGCCGGAUCUGGUGCCUGUAGCGCGGGACAACUCUGAAGCAACGACGCCGCUCUGUCCUGGAGAAGACCAAGGCGUCACCAACAAGGCCCCCGAGGCAGAGGACGGGCAGAGCACCCGCAUGAGCAAAGGCGCCGUCGCGGGCAUUGCAGUCGGCAUCGUGGCGCUGCUCCUGUCCUUGGCAAUGCUCGCCUUUGCCGUGCUGAGGAAACAAGGCCGUCCGAGACUGCGAUGCUGCUACACAUGGCCUCCCCCUUCUGCUGCCGACUCGCCGGAUCCCAAGCCUGCGGAUCCCAGCAACUCAACCACGGUCGUGCAUCCCCACGACGGGAUGGCCAGAUCGGUAGUUCUCGCACAGCCCAGGUCAGACCCGGGUCUCCACGUCGAGUUCAGGAACUGGGGCCUGGGCAUCUGGGACAACCAACACCAGCUCGCAUUGUGCGAGCUGGAGGCGCCCCUGUCGCCUUGGCACUCGGGGACCGUGAUGGAUCCCAAGGAGCUUGAGGGAAGCAUGCCCGCCUUUGAGAUGGAUGGGUCUAGCUGGGUGAGACGUCACAGUAGACGGCGAAUCUGUAGUGUCUGA
This is a messenger RNA of Pyricularia oryzae 70-15, 1769 nucleotides long. RefSeq lists its product as uncharacterized. The coding region runs from base 21 to 1769 and encodes 582 amino acids. The transcript is spliced from 2 exons. The record is from RefSeq and is a predicted model, not a curated record. Lineage: Eukaryota; Fungi; Ascomycota; Sordariomycetes; Magnaporthales; Pyriculariaceae.